This is a messenger RNA of Miscanthus lutarioriparius, 1812 nucleotides long. NCBI's taxonomy places the organism in Eukaryota, Viridiplantae, Streptophyta, Magnoliopsida, Poales, Poaceae. The record is from the annotation of a GenBank genome assembly.
AUGGGGGGCGACGCUGAGCCUGACGAUGCGGUGCUCUUCGUUGGGGUGUCGCUGGUACUGGGCAUCGCCUCCCGCCACCUCCUCCGCGGCACCCGCGUCCCCUACACCGUCGCCCUUCUCGUCCUCGGCGUCGCGCUUGGAUCCCUCGAAUAUGGAACACAACAUGGUCUAGGCAAACUUGGAGCUGGAAUUCAUAUAUGGGCUAACAUAAACCCUGAUCUUCUGCUGGCUGUUUUUUUACCUGCUCUCCUCUUUGAAAGCUCCUUCUCCAUGGAACUACACCAAAUAAAGAGAUGUAUGGCACAGAUGGUGUUACUUGCUGGACCAGGUGUGGUAAUAUCAACAGUUUUACUUGGCGCUGCCGUAAAGCUCACAUUUCCUUACAACUGGAGCUGGAAAACAUCAUUGUUGCUUGGCGGACUGCUUAGUGCAACUGAUCCAGUUGCUGUGGUUGCACUGCUAAAAGAACUCGGAGCAAGUAAAAAGCUUAGUACAAUCAUUGAGGGUGAAUCCUUAAUGAAUGAUGGGACCUCUAUUGUUGUCUAUCAGUUAUUCUAUCGAAUGGUGCUUGGAAGAACCUUUGAUGCUGGCUCAAUAAUAAAGUUCUUGUCUGAAGUUUCACUUGGAGCUGUUGCUCUGGGCCUUGCAUUUGGAAUCGUGUCAAUACUGUGGCUGGGCUUUAUUUUUAACGAUACAAUCAUAGAGAUUUCACUUACUCUUGCUGUCAGCUAUAUAGCUUUCUUCACUGCGCAAGACUCAUUGGAGGUCUCCGGUGUUUUGACUGUCAUGACGCUGGGAAUGUUCUAUGCAGCUUUUGCAAAAACUGCUUUUAAGGGUGAAAGUCAGCAAAGUUUACACCAUUUCUGGGAAAUGGUUGCCUACAUUGCAAACACACUUAUUUUUAUAUUGAGUGGCGUUGUUAUUGCAGAUGGCGUUCUACAAAAUAAUGCCCACUUUGAGAGGCACGGCAGUUCAUGGGGCUUCCUUCUUCUGCUCUAUGUCUUUGUACAAAUAUCUCGACUUAUAGUUGUUGGUGUUUUGUACCCAUUGUUGCGUCACUUUGGGUAUGGGUUGGACUUGAAAGAGGCCAUGAUUCUUGUUUGGUCUGGGCUGCGUGGGGCUGUUGCUCUGUCACUGUCAUUAUCUGUUAAGCGUACCAGCGAUGCAGUUCAACCUUACCUUAAACCAGAAGUUGGAGCAAUGUUUGUGUUCUUCACUGGUGGCAUCGUGUUUCUUACAUUGAUUUUUAAUGGCUCAACCACACAAUUUUUGCUACAUAUGCUCGGCAUGGACAAAUUGUCGGCCACAAAGCUUCGUAUAUUGAAAUAUACAAGAUAUGAAAUGCUAAACAAAGCAUUAGAGGCUUUUGGUGAGCUAAGGGAUGACGAGGAACUUGGACCUGCUGACUGGAUUACUGUAAAGAAAUAUAUCACAUGUUUGAAUGGCCUAGACAAUGAGCCAGAGCAUCCCCAUGAUGUUGGUGACAGAGAUGACCGCAUGCAUACCAUGAACUUAACAGAUAUCCGAGUGCGGCUUUUGAAUGGCGAUAGUGAGGUUGCGAGAACUGUUAUUGAUGAAAGUAACGCUGAGGGAGAGGAAGCUAGAAGAUUCUUGGAAGAUGUUCGAGUUGCAUCCCCACAGGUGCUACAAGUGCUGAAGACACGACAAGUCACAUAUUCUGUGCUGACACACUUGAGUGAGUAUAUUCAGAACCUCCAGAAGACUGGGCUGCUAGAAGAGAAGGAAAUGGUCCAAUUAGAUGAUGAUCUGCAGACAGACUUGAAGAAGUUGCAGAGGAAUCCACCAAUAUAG